Messenger RNA from Pelobates cultripes (western spadefoot toad), 31753 nucleotides. NCBI's taxonomy places the organism in Eukaryota, Metazoa, Chordata, Amphibia, Anura, Pelobatidae. The record is from the annotation of a GenBank genome assembly.
AUGGAUGUCAGAGAUGCAAAGACAGCAAGCCUGUGGGGUAGAAUUGUUAGUAGCACCAUUAACCCGCAGAAAGACUGACAUUAAGGCAUUUAAAAUAUCAAAUUUGAAAAUAUCUGUUUUAAAGAGAUUGAGUUCAUGAACUAAGAUGUCAUCCUGUCAGAAAUGGCAAAGAAGCAGUUGGAGAUAAUUCAAGAGGGACAGUGAAAGAUCAAGAGAAGACAGGUUGAUAUGAACCGGUCGGGAUUAAGGCGACACUGGAAAACAAAGGAACUGAUUUGUUUACAAAGAGAGUCAUUAUGAAUUGAGAACCUUGGAGAACACUGAGAGAGAUAGGUUGAAGAGUUUAGAGUUGAUACACUAAAAAAAGGAGUCACUAAAAAAGCACUUGGAGAGGAGAAUCAUGUUGGUUGAGGUUUUGAAGGAUGAUUAGAAAUUAUUGAUGCUUGAAAGUGCUGAUAGCAGAAGGAUCAAGGAGAAUUAGCACAGAGAAAUUAACCUUGGAUUUUGGAGCAAUUAGGUCAUUGGUCACUUUAGUCAGAGCUGUCUCAAUAUAAUGAGCUCAAAGGCAGACUGAGUUGGGUAAAGCAGGGAGUUACAUACAAGGGAGUUAGUCAGUCUGGUAUGCACAACACUCUCAAAAAGUCUUAGAAGCAAAUGGUAAUAGAGGGAUAGUGCGCUAGUUGAAUGGAGAGUUACAAUUGACAAAGAUUCCAACAAUCUUGUCAGUGAAGUAAGAUGUGAAGUUUGAAGAAGUCUAUGAUUGCUCAACAAGCUCAUUUAGAAAUAGGUACAUCUACAAGGAGAUGUACCAGGUUUGUAGAACAUUUAUAUAUGCUUUUAACCAUUUCAGGUUCCAAAGUUCUCAUUAUGAAUAUCCAUAUGGCAUUAUAAAUAAAAUGAUUGAUUAUUAAACCAUGUCACUGUAUUGUAAUUAUUCCAAUUAUACAACUGGAGAUUUAUUUACUCAUCUUACAGUUUAGUGUACCAAUGUCAGGUAAAAUUGCUCAAUAAACUUGCUUUCAGCAUCUUUGAUUUUUUUGGCAUGGGGCACACUUGAGUUCAUAUUGUAUUUAAUAGGAGCUGAGUUUAGCAUUUCAGUUCAGUAGCAAAAAUAUUUUAUACAAAUGCAGUAUGUUUGCCAUUACUGUUGCUUUCUAAUAUUUUUGGUUUAUGAUACAUUGAUCAGCCACAACAUUAAAACCCCUGACCGACGAAGUGAAUAACAUUGAUUAUAUUGUUACAAUGGCACCUGUCAAGGGGUGGGAUAUAUUAGGCAUCAAGUGAACAUCAGUUCUUGAAUUUCACCCGUUGGAAGCAGUAAAAAUUGGCACGCAAAAAGAUUUGAGUGAUUUUGACAAGGGCCAAAAAGUUAUGGGUAGAUAACUGGGGCAGAACAUCUGCAAAACAGCAAGUCUUGCGGGUGUUCCUGGUACCCAGUGGGUAGUACCUACCAAAAGUGGUGCAAGGAAAGACAACCGGUGAACCAGUGUCAGGGUGCCCAAGGCUCAUUAACUCCUUGAGGACCGCAGACAUACUAGGUACGUCUUACAAAAACAGUCCUUAAGGACCAUGGAUGUACCUGGUACGUCCGCGGUAUUCCUUAGUACUUACCUGAUCGAUGCCAUUCCCCCCGCCGGUGAUCGGUGUUGCUCCCGGUCUGGGGGGACUGCCUGACAGCCCAGACAGUCCCCUCUCUGCAAAUUAGGCCCCCACAGGCCAUGUGAUUGCUCUGAAAGAGCAGUAACAUGGCCGCAAUAGGUCCAUAGUGCUGCCUGCAGGGGGACUGCCUGAACUGACAGGCAGUCUCCCUGCAUCUGUAAAAUAUAUAUAUUUUUAAAUUAAAUCAAAAAAUAAUAAUAAUAUAUGUAUAUAUAUAAAAUAUAUACAUAUAUUAUAUCUAUAUAUAAUAUGUAUAUAUCUUAUAUAUAACGUCAUACUAUUAAUAUAGAAAUACACUUAGAGUAAAAUUACACAUGUAUAUAUAUAAUAUAUAUAAUAACGAUAUAUAUUGUAUACAUAUAUUAUUAUGAAAAAUAAAUAAUAAUUAAAAAUAAAUUUUAAAAAUGUAAAAAUAAUAAAAAAGGUUUUUUUAAAUUAUAUAUAUGUAUAUAUGUAAUUUUAUUCUAAAUGUAUUUUGACAUUAAUAUAUACAUUUAUAUCAAAAUACACUUAGAAUGAAAUUAUAUAUAUAUAUAUGUAUGUAUAUGUAAAUAAAUAAAAAUAAUGCGAUAUAUAUAUAUAAUAUAAUUACAUAAAUACAAAUAUACACAUAGACUUCAAAUAUAUAAAUAUGUGUAUAUUUUUAAAUUCUAUUUAAAAAUUCAUAUUUAUCUAAUUUUUUUUUACAUAAUUAAGUAAUUUUAUUCAUUGCAAUUUGAGGGACCUGCCUGACAACCCAGGCUGAAAGUCCAGGGAAUUUAAUUUGCUAGCACUAUAUUUAAAACCCUUUAACUUUCCAAGACACUAUAAAACCUGUACAUGGCGGGUACCGUUUUACUCGGGAGACUUCACUGAACACAAAUAUUAGUGUUUCAAAACAGUAAAACAUAUCACAGCGAUGAUAUUGUCAGUGAAAGAGACAUUUUUUGCGUUUUGCACACACAAACAGCACUUUCACUGAUGAUAUCAUUGUUGUGAUAUGUUUUACUGUUUUAAAACACUAAUAUUUGUGUCCAGCAAAGUCUCCAGAGUAUAACAGUACCCCCUAUGUACAGGUUUUAUAGUGUUUUUGAAAGUUACAGGAUCAAAUAUAAGGCUUGAUUUUUAUUUUUUUCACAUUUAAAUUUGUCAGAUUGGUUUUGUUUCCUUUGAGAGCAUAUGGUAGCCCAGGAAUGAGAAUUACCCCCAUGAUCGCAUACCAUUUGCAAAAGAAAAUAACAUGGUGGCACACAGAUACACACACCUUGACACACAGAUACACUCACCUUGACACACAGUGUGUAUCUGUGUGUGUGUGUAUGUAUGUAUCUAUCUAUCUGUGUGUCAAGUUGUGUGUGUCAAAGUGUGUUUAUCUGUGUUUGUAUGUGCCGGUGUGUGUCUGUGUAUCAAGGUGUGUGUAUGUGUGUUUGAAUAUGCCAGUGUGUGUAUCUCUGUGUGAGUGUGUAUUAAUCUGACACACAGAUACACACACUGGCACAUAGUGGCACACAGAUACACACACCUUGACACCCAGAUACACACACUGGCACAAAGUGGCACACAGAUAUACACACUGGCACAAAGUGAAACACAGGUACACACACCUUGACACACUGGUACACACACAUUGACACACAGUGUGUAGCCGUGUGAGUGUGUUUGUAUGUAUCUCUGUGUCAAAGUGUGUUUAUCUCUGUGCCCAAGUAUGUGUAUCUGUUUUUGUAUGUGUCGGUGUGUCUGUGUAUCAAGGUGUGUAUAUCUGUGUUUGUAUGUGCCAGUGUGUGUAUCUGUGUGUCAGUGUGUAUGAAUCUGACACACAAAUACACACACUGGCACACACACACACACACUGGCACAUAGUGGUACACAGAUACACACACUCAGAUACACACAGAUAAAUGCACACCGACACACAGAUACACUGAAAGAUACGCACACAGGCACAUACACACACACACACUGGCACAUACACACAAACACCGAAAGAUACACACAGUGACACUCAGAUACACACACUGGCGCAUACACUCAGAUACAUACUGACACAGGUAAACACAGUGACACAUACACACAGAUACACAAUGGCACAUACACACACUUAGAUACACACGGUGACAGAAACACUGACACACAGAUACAAACACUCAGAUUCACACACUCAGAUACACACAAUGACACAUUAAUACACACACUCAGAUACACACAGUGACACAUACACAUAGUGACACAGAGAUUUCACACAGAUACACACACACUAUCAAAUACACACACAUGCCAUUUUUUAUAUUUGCAGUCACCCUCCUGUUAGCAUACCUGUUGUCUGCAGGAGGGUGACUUGCUGGCUGAGGCUGGUGUGUGUGUGUGUGCAGUGGCGGAUCUGGGGGGGGGGGCAACGGGGCAAUUGCCCCCACCCGAGAUUCUCCCCUGCCGGCUAAUGCAGGGUUCGCAUUGUCCAAGUGCCAGCCCUGCAAUGUGCUUGCGGACCGGGGAGGGAGAUCAGAGAUCAGAGAUCUCCCUCCCCGGUUCGCAAGCACCGUGCUGACAGCCGGCAGGGGAGGGAGGGAGAGAGGACCCGGGAGCUCAGCCUGCAGCUCCUCCGGGUCCUCCUCUCGCGAGCAUGGAGCGUUGCCGCGGUUACCACGGCAACGCUCCAAAUCUCGCGAGAGUGAACUCUAGCCCUGGAGCUAUGGGCUAGAGUUCACUCUUACCACUGGGCCACCAGGGAAUCCCCAACGGACCACCAGGGAUCGAAAUAUGUCCCCCCUCCACCCUCAGUAAAGGUAAUCAAUAUAUUUAUUUAAAUUAAAUUAAAUUUAAAAAGCCUCCCUACCCUCCUUCCCCCCCCAUACAAACACUGCCCCCAUACACACACUACACACACUGCCCCACAAACACUGCCCCCCAUACACACACUACACACAGUGCCCCACAAACACUGCCCUAUACACACACUACACACACUGCUCCACAAACACUGCCCCCAUACACACACUGCCCCCAUACACACACUACACACACUGCCCCCAUACACACACUGCCCCCAUACACACACUACACACACUGCCCCACAAACACUGCCCCACAAACACUGCCCCAUACACACACUGCUCCCCAUACACACACUGCCCCACAAACACUGCCCCCCAAACACACACUGCCCCAAACACACUGCAACUCUGCCAUACACACUGCACCGCUCACACACACACACACACACACACACUGCAGCUCUCUCACACACACACUGCCCCACAUAUACACUGCCCCCUAACACACACACUGCAACCCUGACCUACACUGCCACCCUCACGCACUCGCACACACACUUCACCGCUCACACACACACUGCACCUUUCACACACACUUCACCCCUAACACAUACCACUGCUCCUAUGCCCUAUAUCCCAGCAGACCCCAGGUAAGUUGUCAAGCUGUUCUUAAACGGUUUGACUACUUACUCUGGGAUGGGAUCCUGGCACUACUGGCGCCAUAACUACUACACUGAGCUGUAGUGGUUAUUGUGCCUUGAUUAUUUCUUUAAAUAAUCUACAAGUGCCCCUCCCGAGAUCAGGCUCUGGAUCCGUCACUGUGUGUGUGUGUGGGGGGGGGAGCUGCUCACCAGAGACGUCUCUAGACUUUAUGAGGCCUUAGGCGAAACGCAAACAUGAGGCCCCAGUAACAAAAAAGUGAAAAAAAUAGAGUUGCAAUACUUGCACACUGACACAUAUACACAGUGAUGUGUGUGUGUGUGUGUGUGUGUGUGUGAAUGUAGGUCUCUGUGCACAUGUUUGCUUGACGUGUGUUGUGUGUAUGGGGGUCUGCCUGUAGCCUUUGUGCAUUGUGUUUAUGGCAAAGCUAUGUUUCUUGACUGUGUGUGUAUGAUGUCUUCAGCUGGUGACUGUGACAAGGUGAGUAAAGGGGUACCAGUGGCGAAGGGGGGAAAUGGACAAGGGGGGUUGUGAGAGAGAAUUAGGGACAGGGAGUAUGACAUGGUUUGAUGAGGGAGUGUGACAGGGCAAGUGGAGGUAAGCGUGUCAUGGCAAUUGUGGCAUGGUAGGAGGGACGAGUGUGACAGGAUUAAGGGGGGUUAAUGUGACAGGGUGAGUGUGGCAGAGUGAGGGCAGGUGAGUUUGGAGGGGGUGAGAUUAACAGCAUUAGGAGUGGUUAAUGUGAGUCUGGAUGCAUGGUGAGGGAGGGGGGUUGAUGGUGAGGGGGGGUGAUGCUGAUAGAGGGGGUGAUGCUAAGGGAGGGGCGUUGAUGGUGAGUGGGGGUUAUGCUGAGGGAGGAGGGUUGAUGCUGAGGGAGGGUUGAGGGAGGGGUUGAUGCUGAGGGGGGGUGAAGGAAAGGAAGGGGGGUUGAUGUGACUGAGGGGAGUUGAUGGUGAGGGGGGUGAUGCUAAGGGGUGGUGAUGGUGAGGGAGGAGGGUUGAUGGUGAGGGAGGGGAUGAUGCUGGGGGAGGGGGAUGAUGCUGAGGGAGGGGAGGUGAUGGUGAAGGGGUGAUGUUAGAGGGAGAGGGUACCACAUACCUUAAUUUAACCCUGGUGGUCCGGUGGGCUCCCUGGUGGUCCAGUGGCCAUUAAUUCUGGUCUGGAGCUCCGCAGAGCUGCAGACCAUGUAUUUCGCGAGACCUGUCAGAGGAUUGCCGUGGUUACCCAGCAGCAAUGCUCUGAUUGGCCAGUUUUCACGAGACACAUGGUCUGCAGCUCUGCUCACUGCAGAGCUGCAGACCGGUGUCUAUGAUGGUGGCCGGGCAGACAGGAGGGGCCUUGAACCCGGCGGCAUAUUGGGCAAGCUGCCAGGCCCCCUACUGGUGAUGGGUCCCAGCCAGCGCAAGGCCUUAGUCGGCCGCCUAAAACACCUAAUUAGAGAGCCGCCUCUGCUGCUCACUGCUGGCUGCUGCCUCUCUGCCUCCAGAGCAGAGUUUUCUAUAUGAAGCUGGGUGGAAAUGACCGUCCAUCCGUUACUUUCUCCCAGCAUCCCAUACUAUGGGGAUCCGGUCGCGCAAUGAAACGGCCGCGGCGCUGACCGGUUCCCUUUGCAGCAAUGCCUUGAGGGCCACCCGAACCCCAAUUUCACAGCGGAACCCCAAUUUCGUUCUCGCAGAACUCUAGGGUUCUGCGGAACACCAAUUGGGAAAAUGCUGGGUUAGAGAAAUGUCAUAGAAUGUUUGUGUUUGGAGACAUCAAAACUACUUUAGCUUAAUGAAGCAAUUUUGGUGUAUAGAAUGAAAUUGAAAUUUAAUUACACACAGGAGUCUCCUGUAGGGUUUAGCAGGCUAUCAACAGAGCAGGAAAUGAGAAAUUCAAAAUUAAGCAAAAUGUGCAAUAAAGGAAGUUUAAACAUUCUUUACAGGAAGUGUUUAGGAAGGUUGUGUAAGUAACAUGCAGAGGAGAUAUGAAAGACAGGUCAUGUCAAACUAACCUAAUUGCAUUCUACGAAGAAGUAUAGAUCAGGGUGUUGCAGUGGAUGUGAUCUACUUGGAUUUUGCCAAGGCAUUUGAUACGGUUCCUCACAGUAGGUUAGACUUCAAACUAAAAGAAAUUGGUCUAGAUGAAUAUUCUUGUUGUUGGGUAGAACAUUGGCUUAAGGAUAGAGUACAAUGGGUUGUCAUUAAUGGUAAAUUUUCAGGCUGGACAAAAGUGGUAAGUGGUGUCCCUCAGGGUUCUGUUUUGGGACCGCUUUUAUUUAACAUAUUUAUAAAUGAUCUUGAAAUAGGCAUUGAAAGCCAUGUAUCAGCGUUUGCAGAUGACACAAAACUUUGUAAAGUAAUAAAAUAUGAGCAGGAUAUUGCUUUGCUGCAGAGGGAUUUGGAUAGAUUGGGGGACUGGGCACUAAAAUGGCAGAUGAAAUGCAAAGUUAUGCACUUCGGGGUUAAGAAUGCACAAGCAAUUUACACCCUAAAUGGUAGUGAAUUAGGGAUAACCACACACGAGAAGGAUUUUGGAAUUGUUAUAGACAACAAAUUAAACAGAAAUAUGCAAUGUCCAUCUGCAGUUGCUAAGGCCAGUAAGGUUUUGUCAUGUAUAAAUAGGGGCAUAAAUUCUCAGGAUGAAAAUAUAAUUUUGCCUCUUUAUAAAUCGUUGAUAAGACCACACCUUGAAUAUGCUUUGCAAUUUUGGGCACCUCUUCUAAAGAAAGAUAUCAUGUCACUAGAAAAAGUAGGGAGACGAGCUACAAAAUUGAUAAAAGGAAUGGACCAUUUUAGUUACGAAGAAAGGUUAAAAAAUGUAAAUCUGUUUAGUUUGGAAAAACGGCGCCUGAGAGGGAUAUGAUAACAUUAUACAAAUAUAUUCAGGGCCAGUAUAAACCUUUAUCUGGAAAUCUAUUCAACACAAGGUCAUACAUUUAGGCUGGAAGAAAGGAGAUUUCAUCUAAGGCAAAGAAAAGGUUUUUUUUACAGUAAGAGCAAUAAGGAUAUGGAAUUCUCUGCCUGAAGAGGUGGUUUUGUCAGAGUUUAUGCAGAUGUUUAAACUGCAAUUGGAUAAAAACUUGCAAAAACAUAACAUACAGGGAUAGAAUUUCUAAUUAGUGGGGUAAUAGCUGCUUGAUCCAAGGAGACAUCUGACUGCUAUUUUGGGGUCAAUAAGGAAUUUUUUCCUAGUUUGUUGCAAAAUUGGAAGCGCUUGAGACUAGGUUUUUUGCCUUCUUUUCAACAGCAAAAACAUAUGUGAGGAAGGCUGAACUUGAUGGACGCAAGUCUCUUUUCAGCUAUGUAACUAUGUAACCAGGGCUGUAUAAAAAACUGAUUUAACUUUUGAACAGCAGAUAAUUGAUCAGUGAGACGGCAGGGGUAUGAUCUAUACACCAAAAUGGAUUCAUUAAGUUAAAGGUGUACUUGUGACUAUUGUCUCACUUUAAAGAGACACUGCUCCUAUUCUGUAUGUUUGAGAAGCUAUUUAAGCUACAUUACAAAUAAACAAGUUUGAGCCACUUUUUUUACUGUAACUGUUUUGUUAAUGUGAGGAGUUAUUUAAUUUAUUUUAAAAAUAAAGCACCAUAAUCACUAAAUUCCACUAUGGAGGUUAUGGUGUCGGGAGCAUCUUCCAGAAUAAUUUAUCAAAUUGUUUUAGAAUUGAUUGACAACUUACCCAAAUCCCAGAAUGACAACAAAGCUGGUUGUUUUCAAUGAGAUAAGCCUGGGAGAUCCUUACUGUUUGUAUGUCACUGCUCAGGUGACACCCUUAGCCAAUGAGCAUGGCCCUGCUUAGCUCAGUGGAGAUAACCGGAUUCACCUGGACAGGGUGGGUUAGGCGAGACCCAAGUAAGUUACUCUGGGCAGGCUCUAGAGCACUGCUGGCACCAUAACCAAUAUAGUGGACUGUAGUAAUUUGGUGCUUUGAGAGUUUCUUUAAGCAGAUUAGGUUCCAAUUUGAUUUUGACUAGUUUAAUAAUAUCCUGCCAGCUGCCUUUUAAUAAAAGCAGAGUGGUAUACCUUCCUCACCCCAGCCUCUGAUGGCAUCAUAUCCUCCAUAGAUACUGGUAAAAUGCCAAGCCGGUUAUUAAUGUUUCACUGAUUGAAUCCUUCAAAAAUCAGCAUGAAAGCUACUGUGAUAAUAUUGACACUUCUUUUCUGCAUCUCACCGUCGUAGGUUACAUUGCUUGGAACAAAAUAUAUCUCAAACUGUUUUACUAUUGUGAUACACUGUGAUUAUUUUCGGGGAUCAAUUUAAAAUAGUCAUGUUCAUACUUUAGUCAGUGCACUUUGUAUACGUUCAUACAACUCUGACUAUUAAUGAAUAGACAUUUUCUGUGUACAUGCGAUGUGAUGCUUGGUGUUGGCACAGUACUGGCCUGGAAUGCAGAACUGACUUUGGGCCUAAGUUAGUGCUUUAGUCUAAUCGCUGUGAUUACAUUGUAUCCAGUCCCUCUAAUAAAGUAUUGCUGCUCUCUGGAGACAGAUAAUGGAGACCAGUUAUCCCAUGGAAUUCAGAUAGAAAUGUUUCACUUACUGGAAACAGCCAUAUACAUCUCCCCAUCAGCCUGUGAAGUGGAAAGAAGGGAGUUUAAUAUACACUAUAUAUUGGUGGGGGAAAUGUGACAUGAGGUAUGUGUGAUCACAUUGUUCAGAUAUUGUUCCAAGUAUUGGCCUAUAGUGUACCCGCAUAUCACUCGGUUUUGCAAGGAUGAUGUGUGCCGAUUUAUCCUUUUCUUUGUUUUCAGUGCAUCCUGAUGGGAGCUGGAUUUGUAAUGGAAAUAUAAGUAUUAUAUUGACAACAUUGUGGCUCAAACCUAAUGUGAUUGUUAUUUUGGUAAGUAUAAAAAAUUAUUUUAUUUGCACAAAAACCUUUGGAAGACACAUAUGUAAAUGGAAAAUAAACUGAUAAUAAGGUGCAUGUUACAUAAUGUUAGACAGAACAAGAAUAUUUGUUUGUGUGUGGCAUAAGGGAACAAGGAGUCCCACCGUUUCCAGAACAGUGGAUCAGUAUGGUGUGAUAGCAGUCUGUGCAAUAGUGAUGCAUUGUAGGCAGCAUGUUUAGUAAGUGUAUGAUACAUUGAGAGGAACAAUGACAGUGAUCUACGCAUGAAAGUGCAUACACUGUAAACUACAGGGUGUACAGGGUGCAUCUAUUUGAGGGGAGAUGGUGGUACUGGAUGCAGCCAUUCUUGGGAGAUGGUGGUACUGGAUGCAGUCAUUCUUAGGAGAUGGUGGUACUGGAUGGAGCCAUUCUUGGGAGAUGGUGGUACUGGAUGCAGUGAUUAUUGGGAGAUGGUGGUACUGGAUGGGGCCAUUCUUGGGUAGAUGGUGGUACUGGAUGCAGUCAUUCUUGGGAGAUGGUGAUACUGGAUGGAGCCAUUCUUGGGAGAUGGUGGUACUGGAUGCAGUGAUUCUUGGGAGAUGGUGGUACUGGAUGGAGCCAUUCUUGGGUAGAAGGUGGUACUGGAUGCAGCCAUUCUUGGAAGAUGGUGGUACUGGAUGCAGUCAUUCUUGGGUAGAUGGUGGUAUUGGAUGGAGCCAUUCUUCGGUAAAUGGUGGUGCUGGAUGGAGCCAUUCUUGUGAGAUGGUGGUAUUGGAUGCAGCCAUUCUUGGGUAGAUGGUGGUCCUGGAUGGAGCCAUUCUUGGGUAAAUGGUGGUACUGGAUGCAGCCAUUCUUGGGUAGAUGGUGAUACUGGGUGGAGCCAUUCUUGGGUAGAUGGUGAUACUGGAUGGAGCCAUUCUUCGGUAAAUGGUGGUACUGGAUGGAGCCAUUCUUGUGAGAUGGUGGUACUGGAUGCAGCCAUUCUUGGGUAGAUGGUGAUACUGGAUGGAGCCAUUCUUGGGAAGGUGGUGGUACUGGAUGUGGUGGCACUAGAUUCAGCCAUUCUUUGGGGAAGUGGUGCUACAGACUGAAGCAAUAAAUGGUGGGUUUGUGGUACAAAGAGCAAGAUGUAGCCAUGCAUGGUGAGUUGGUGACAUGACACAGCCAUGCUUGGUGAGUUUUGGUAGAAAAUGUAGCAUGCAGAUUGAUUUUGUAUUACAGGAUAGAGCCUGUAUGGAGAAUUUGUUUAAAGGAAGCAAUAUGUAUGGUAAAAUUGUGAUACACACAAGUUUGUACAGUCAUUGUGACAAAGAGAAAAGACUUAAAGAAGUGUGUAAUAUAGACACAAAUAAUAAUAUCAGGAUGUGCUAAUGCUGCCCAUAUUUAAUAGAAGGACCAUAUGGGCAUCAUGGAUCUACCCUGUCUAUACUGUUUUUCCUUACUAAUGUUACUCAGAUAUAAUAUAUGAUGGAGCCAACACUUCGGGGAUUAUUCACUAAAGUCUAAAUUGUAGCAAAUUUUAAAAUGAGUAAUGAAUAAUGAAAAGUGCCCAGGACAUCAAUGUCCUAGAAUCUAUAGGAACAGAAUAGGGGGUAACUCUCAAUAAUUGCAGAACAAAAGGAGAGAGAGAGGAGCCUGUUCCCAGUAUAUCGAGGAGGUCAUCAUUGAAUAAAUUGACACUAAAAGACGUAUAUAUUAAAGAAUUAUAAUGGUGUAUAGUAUAAAUAAUCAAGUAAAGGGGCCAGAAAUGGUAUUGAAACCUAGAGAAAUAAGUAAUAAAUAAUUAAAAGUGCCCAGAACAUCAAUGUCCUAGAAUCUAUAGGAACAGAAUAGGGGGUAACCCUCAAUAAUUGCAGAACAAAAGGAGAGAGAGAGGAGUAUGUUCCCAGUAUAUCGAGGAGGUCAGUCAUUGAAUAAAUUUUAAAAUGAAUUGCAAAAUUUACAAAAGCUGUGACUAUGGCUGAGUUUGAGAUUUGUUUUUCCAAGUCCGUAUUAUUAUUAUUAUUUUUUUUUUUAUAAUUCUUUAUUUUUGCAAUGCAUAUGUAUUGUUAAACAUUAUGAAUUUUUUGUCGUUAUAAGGCAUUAUAAACAGAAAUACAAAUGAAUGUAUUAUAUGACAGAGUACAAGCAUUCAUUUUUUUGUAACAAGCAAUCUACGCCCUUUGCAACUCGGAGGGGAGUGUGAGAGUUUUAAAUCGGUGCAUUUCGGUGCCAUUCCGAGUGGCCUAGGGUUGGGAGCAUUAUAUGCAAGAGUUAUCAAGUUAUUAGAAUAGCAUAGUGUCGCAUAAUAUAGCAUAAUCCUACCAGUGUAGUCAUGUGGGCAAAUUUACAUGCACAGCUGGCUACAAUAUGAGAUGAUUUGCAUCCUAUUGUUGGGUGCAUGCUGAAUGUAAACUGUGUGUUUGUGGUGAAGGAGUCAAGUAACCAUCUUUGUCUGUGUCGGCAUUACCCCUAACCUACCGGGUCUUGGGGGAGGGAUUACUUCUCACAAAUUGAAUAAUCUUUUGCGGUUAUUCUAUCUCCUAUCUAGGCCCUUCCUUGGUAAAGCGGAACCUAGCUUUGUGACAUAUCAACCAUCGAAAACAAUUCCAUUUUGAGUUAUAACGAGGGAGCCAGGGGUCCCCCACCGGUAAGGCACACCAGCAGAGCAUAGGUGGGUGGUGACGGGGCCAAUGGAUCUGCGCCACUGUAAGGUUGCUCUUGUUAGGUCCUGGAAGAAGCACAGGUGAGAAUCCUCAAAGGGAAAUAGUGUUUUGUCUUGUAGUGCUGAAAUGAUGGUGAUCUUGUCUGCCAUUGAGGUGCAGCGUACGAUCACAUCCCAUGCUAGAGAGGGUCUGGCUGUGUUACUUAGUCUGUAAAUACCCUCUAGGGUAAUCUUCUUUGCCACCUAUGGUGGUAGAAAGGAGGCUAGUAACCUCCGAAUAUGGUGAGGUAUCUCUUCAGCCACAAUUUCGGCCGGGAUUCCACAGAUCUUUAGGUUGUUGCUGCAUUGCUGAUCUUCAAUGCAUGUCAGUCUAAGUGACAAUGCGUGUUGGUGAACAGUGAUUUGUUGGACUGAGCCACUGAGGUUGUUCACUGUGGUCUGUACGUUUAUUAUUUCCUCUUCUGAGGCCUUGAUUUGGUCUGUGUUGGCCUGAAUCUCUGUCCUGAGGAGGGCCAGAUCUGCCGCCAUCAUUUUGUGUAGGUCAGAGAGGGGGAUUUUGAGGUCUCCCUUCGUUGUAAGAGCUGAGCUAUCUGUGUGCUAGGCUCAGGUUUGCUCAGGUUCAGGGGCUGUCAGGGCAUCCUGGUCAGUACUCUCCACUGUGGGGGUAGUCCCUGUUGCAGGAUGUUGAACCUCCGCUGGUUUUGUUUUGGAUCUGGUAGGUUUCUGGAGCAUUGCUCCGAUAUCUCUGUCGGGCUUUUGCAUCCGUCGCCCCAUUGCUUUGUUUCUCUUGGACUACUUGCUCCAAGGAAGCCGUAAAGGAGUGCCUCAAAGCCUCGUGGCAUCAGGGUGUAACAGGCCCCAGUUCUGCGUUUAGACUUGGAUUGCUACGGUGUGUGCAGUAAUGGCAUUGGUCAAUGCAGCUUGGUGUCCAGGUAACAAUGCCCGGGUUUUUGAGGGUGGAUGGUGAGUCAGAAAGGAGAUAUUUGGCAGAUUUGGAGAGUUUGGCGAGAAGUUGUUUGAAAUGGUGUCCAUUCAGGAUCGUGCGUUGACUCCCCAAGUCCGUAUUACUGCCUUCAUUUUACCAUGUGUCUCAUAUUUGCUUCAAUUCAGAGUUUAGUGAAUAGACCCUGGUGCAUAAUGAAAGAUGAAUGGCAAGAUAUGGCAGCAAAAGUGCUACAUUUCCAUCUUACUGUUUAAGGGCAUGAUGAAGAUAAAAGGAAUGAGUUUCUAAAUGUGGAUACAUCCUCUCUGUUCUCAUAUCACUGACACGUUAUGCCUUUAGUGGGCAGACAAAGCUACAAAUAAACAUCUCUGGACAGUGAUACUAGGAAGCUCUGCUGUCUGUGUUAUAAUGUAAGCAGAAUGAGGUACAACUCAGUGGGAGUGGAGUCCCAGGAAAUAUAAUAUCAGUGAGUUGAAGAGCACCAUGCCAGUAGGGGAGAAGUGAGUGGCACAACAAGUAAAUAGAGAAAGAGCACCAGGAAUGUGCAAUGGGAGUAAAAAGGAGAACUGGAACAUAUAUCAGUAGUCAGUGAAAAAACAAAGAAUGCAAAGUUUGUGAGCAAGAGGAAAGGCCAAAGGGUGCGAGCGUGCAAUGUUAGUAGAGCUGUGGGGAGUGAGAAUGUGAAGGAAGGAGACAGAAGGAGUUAUAUUUAAUAGCAGGCAGAUAAGCGCUGAAAUGAAGAAAAUUAAACAUUAUCAUCAUAAAAGUGAGACAAAGACUAGGAGGGGUGAGAGACGAACACCGGGGAUGUGUCAGUAACAGCAGCUGUUUUCCAGAACAGUGCGUAAUCCCUGGCUCAGUUUUGGGUGAUCUGGGGUUUAAUGAAAGCAUCCCUGUUAUUCCAUGGUUGGAACUUGAGGGGGAAGGGGGAAGUUCUGUUUGUGGAGCUUGGGGAGUCUGCAUUUUUAAAUUGGUCUUUUAAAUAAGCACUUUAACUCUUCAGCUGUGAGCAUUUAGAAUUUUUAAAACCAAUCAUAUAGUAUACAAGUUACACUCUGCUUAAAAUACAAAUUCCUUGUAACUGCCUCCACGUACUAUAUAUGUAUAAAUAUAGUAUUGCAUUGUGCAAAUGUUUUAGGCAGGUAUUGAAAAAUCCUGUAAAGUAAGACUACUUAAAAAAAAAAUUAGAAAUCUUAAUUUCUUAUCAAUUAAAAAAUGCAUGCAAAAGUGAAAAGUGAGUGCACAGAAAAAAAAUCAAUAUGUGGUGUGACUACUCAUCUACAAAAAAAUAAUUAUUUGCUCUUCUUUAAACUCUGACAGUAUGUUUGGGGUUAUUGUCAUUUAGUAAUUUUGAGUUUUGGAGAAGAAAGAAGACAUCUUAAGGUAAGCUAACAUUUUUAAUUUACAGGUAUUUAGUUUAUGCCUGCCCUCCCUCCCCCCUGUCACUAUUAUUAUGGUGAGGGGCUAGGUAAGGGUUUUUUAGAUUAACAGUUAAGUAAAGCCCCUACCCACCACCUAAGGGUAAAGGUUGAGAGGGGCAUGAGGUCUUUCCAUGCAAUAAUUUGAGAGCCACGACCUAUGGGUGUAGCCUGUGGGGGAGGUGAGGGGGCGGGGGGGGAGAAGGGGGUUAGGUCCUCUGGGUUUAUUAAAAUUAGAAUAAAAUUAUUCCCAAGCACACCAGUAGUUAUUGCACAAAGAGUUUUUUAUUUCUUUAUUAUAUGCAUAAUAAGAAAGUGCACAUAUGCAAAACAAAGAUGCAGGAUUUUGCACUUUGUUAUUAAGCAUGUAAUAAAGAAAUAAAAAAAACUAUCUUUGUGCAAUUACUACUGGUGUGCUUGGGAAUUAUUUUAUUCUAGGACUCAUGUGUACCUGGUUUAGUGUAGCAUGCAGUAAGGAGUAACCCUUUUAGCAUCCUAUUUUAUGCUUACUGCAUGCUACACUAAACUAAGCCCAAUCAGUUGAGCAUUCACUAUAACAUUGUGUGCACAUUUUAUUAAAACGAGAGCCUUCAUCCGCUAACCACAGGGGGUCACUUAAUAUAUCCCUUGCUAAUUUUAAUGAUAGCUCCUACCUGCGGGGACAGUAAUCGCCCCCUGCUUUUGUACCAAGUCUCCCUAUGUAUUCCUAGCUAAUGGGUCUCUGGCCUUAUUUUUUAUCACUAGUAGCUACUGGAUGAUCGCUGUUUAGCAGACAUUCCUCCACUCUCACCAUAGUGAGUGGGGACACGGGAGCGGUUGCAAACCUUCCCAUUACUAGUGUGAUAGUGAUUUUCACUCCCAUAGGUUUUGUUUUUAAAUGUAUUUUCCUUUCUAAUGACUAACAGGUUUAUUUAUGAAAAACAGCUGAGAAAUGUGCUUACAGUGCACAUUUGACAGAGCAUAUUUCUGUUGCAGCCGAUCUGUUCAUUGGGUUUAGUUUCUAGAAUUUAGACUGUUAAAAUUAAAUUCUAGUGAAAUUAGAUAAAAAAUAUUGUCCAAACCCAGUCGAUCACUUUUGACUUGGUUUUACUGAUAAUAUAAAAUGGAGGCCUUGAAAAAAAAGAUAUAAUACGGCAAACAAAAUAUUACUGUUCUCUAAAAACUAAACUAAAACUAGUAACAGUAGGGAUAACAGAAAAGUCACACAGCAGCUACAGCAUCUAGGCAGGGAUGUAUUUACCACAAGGCAUUUGCCUAAGGUGGCACUUCCAAGGAGGGUGCCAAUAAAUGCCACCCCAAGUUCCCAGACAAAUGCCUUGUUUGCCUCGUGUUCUGGGGCUGUCCACCUUACUGUGAGUGAGUGUAGUUGUCAGUGUGUGUCUGUGAAUGAGUGAAAGUGUGUGUGUUUUUCAGUGAGACUGGGUGUGCCUGUGAGUGUGUGUCAGUGUGUGUAUGUCAUUUUAUGUGUAUCUGAGAGUGUGUGCCUGUCAGUGUGUAUCUGUCAGUGAGUGUAUAUCAGUGCAUGUAUCAAUGAGGGCAUGUGUCUGUCAGUCAAAAAAGUGGCCUUGACACAAAUUGGGGUGGGCAAAUAUAGAUUUUGGCGGUGCCCAAAUUUAGCCCCUAGGGCAGCAGAAAUCCAAAAUACACCAUUGCAUCUAGUUAAAACGCAUACCAGCUUACCAUUUCAUACAAAGCUUCAUGGCAGCUCACAAAUUACUAAAAGAAAAAAUAUGCUGUACGGAGAAAGUAUAAAAACAGAAUAGUUAAUUUUUCCAAUUGAGUUAUUUUGGAUUAAAUUUAGUAAUUCAGUUUAAUUUUACUUUGAAUUCCUAGUAUUUCACAUGUUACUGAAUAAUCCUGACAGAGAGCUUAUCAGACAGUGGAAAAUGAAUAUUUAACUUGCACUGAAAGGUUAAAAGCCAUCCCUGAUGACCUAUGUAGUGAGUUUAUAAAGACACCUGGCGCUAUACCUGGCUGGGUCCAGCAGAGGGCGCUAGUGUGACAUUAUGGCGUAUUUGUUCCAUGAAACAUUCAGAAAGCACAAGCAGGCAUUUCCCUGGGCUGUGAAUGUACAUGGCUAAAUGACAGUGUUUCUGUAACAUGCGAUAUGCGCGAAUAUCACGAGUUCCGUCACUAUCCUAUAUACAUCGUUAUUAAUCCCUCAUGAAAAUAUUUCGCCCUAAUUAAACAUGGAUACCGAUUCUUCAAGCAUACUACGCUCUGAUUGGCUAAUAUCCGUCACAGCCCUUGUUAUUGGCAGAGCGAGAGCAGCUGCUUUCUGAUUGGUGGGUUGCGGGGAGCUGUUCCUGGAAGUUCCGUUUGCCGGCUGGAGGAGUUUAUUGAUUGGCUGCCACGUGGGACACGCCCACUGCAUGCUUCCCAGCCGGAGAGAAACAUGGCGGCUCCCGAGGUGAGAGCGGUGCUGUGAGCGCAUGUGCUGAUAGCAGCCCGUGUUUGCAUUAAUAUACAAUGUGAUGGUGUGCAUGUCCGUUUAUAUCAGUAUAACAUGGCGUCUGUUGUUCCAGGUUACAGUGUCCGAGGACCUCCCAGCCGCACAGAGUCUGCUGUCCAACCUCCAGGAGCAGGUAGUGAGCCCAGCAGGACAUGCUCCAUUACAGUGAAUGAUAAUACAGCCAGGCUCCUCCAUGCAACACAGCAAACACUGUCUGAUCCCAGCUGUGUGAACACCCUAUAGACCAGGGGUGUCCAAAAGGUAGAUCCCCCACCCCCAAAUGUUGUAAAACUACAGCUUCCAUGAUGCUUUCCAUGCAAAUAGAAUGACAAAGCAUCAUGGAAACUGCAGUUUAAAAACAUCUGGGGAUCUACCGUCUGGGCACCCCUGCUAUAGCUCAAUUAGAUGACGUGGUUUGGGUGCUGAUGAAUAUUAUUAUAAUUUAUAUAGCGCCAGCUAAUACCAUAUCGAUGAUGCUUGUAGUGUCCCUUUAAGUAACCUUAUAAGUUUAAAUAUUUAUAUGUGUAUGUGUUGUUCCUUAUUCUCUAUUUUGUAGUCUACAUCUUAUUUACACAAUUUGUAAUGUGUGGUACCCUGUAGAUAUGCUAUUUACCCAACCACUUUUCGAGUCCCUUGCUAUAUAUUUAAUUACCAGACUGUGUACUGUAUUUUCCUGAAAAUAAGACUUGCUUAUUUUCGGGGGAUGUUCCUAAUAUAAGCCCUAGUCGGUCGCUUAUCUAUGUUCAGGGAUAGAUGUGCGGGAUUCCAUUCACGAGUAAGCUUGUCUAUGUUCGGGGAAGUUUCCCCGAUCAUGAUACGCAAGAUUACAUUCGUGAGUAAACUAAUCUAUGUUCGGGGAAGUUUCACCGAACAUGGAUUUGCGGUAUUCUAUUAGAGAGUAAGCUAAAUCUGUUCGAGAAAGUUUCCCGGACAUAGAUUUGCAGGAUCCCAUGUCCUAGUGAACUGAUCUAUGUUCGGGGGAUUUCCUCCUAACAUAGAUCUGCUUUCUAGCACACGUUUUCCCUUGAAAUAAGACCUCCCCUGAAAUAAGCCCUAGUGUACUUUUUUUCAGGGGAAAAAUUAAUAUAAGACCCGGUCUUAUUUUUGGGGAAAGACUGUAGUUCCCUAUUACACUGUACAUUUUGUUCCUAACCUACAACAUCCUGUUUUUCCCCUAAGUCUGAGCUCCCAGCAUUGCAGAGACUAAGCAUUCAGCUGCUGCUACUCUUCUAAGUUGGUUGCAGCUCUACAAAUGUUCAUUUACCUAAUGCUUAGUCAUUUGAAAGUGUUUUUGUCUUUGCAGGUUACAGCAGUUACAGCCCACGUACAGAACCUAACACAGAAAAUCCAAAAUGGCAUUUAUCCUACAGAAAAAGUAAGACGUACUUAAUGUUCUAUGCAGUGUUUUGUAACUGGGCUAUUUUGAGCACAGGGAUGCUAAUCCACUAUAUGUAUUGUUUUUUCCCUAGGGUUUAAGCUUCCUGGAGUUGAAGGAUCAGCUCCUGUUGAUGUAUAUGCAGGAUUUAACCCAGCUCAUUCUGGAGAAGACAUGUGGAAGACACAUAAAUGGAAAUCCAGGGAUCAUGAGGCUGGUGGAGAUGCGCACAGUAAGAAAAAAUUCAAUUACAUUACUUGGUUUUGGUAACAGCAUGUUCCUAUGAGGAAAUGUUUUGAACAUGUGUCGACAAAAAAAGUAAAUCUUAAGGAUGAAAUAUAGUGUGGGUUUUAUCUACCGGCAUGCAUUACAGGAGAAUAUAGUAUUGAGAUCCAGUUUGAAUUAAAGCCGCAGCAAAGCCUUGUCGAUAAAAUGCCAAAUAUUUAUUGCAAACCAUAUAAUUUGUAUUUUAAAUGUUAAAGGGAAACUAUAGUCACCAGAACAACUACAUGUUUUAUAUUUGGGGUGGGGUAGGGGGCUAUAUGGUGUUUGUAACACUACAAGGUCAGGAAUACAUAUUUUUGUUCCUGAGCCUGUAGUGUUCCUUUAAUAGAAUUAUAAGAAUGUUUUAGGUUAGUGUUGGAGCAUUUAAACCUGAUUCUUAUUGAAUGUUCAUGUAAAUAAAUCCAAUUCUGUAUUUGUGAGGGUCACUUACAAUGUGACGAAUAAUAUUGGAGGGGGUCAUUUAUAAGAGAAUUCUUAAGAUUCUGUUUAUGCCCGGGUUGGUUGAGGUGUAAAGGAAGAUUAUUUUGCUUAAAGGGUUACUCUAACCUAUUUUAUUGUUUUACUGGCUUAUAGCGCAUGCGCGUGUUAUGAAUCUGGGAGGGGGGGUGAUAAAAAAAAAAAAAAAAAAAACUAAUUGUAGUAAUUGUCACAGAAUGGAACACUGGUGUUACCCCUUUCAAGCAUGCUGCCUGCAAGGGAGAAGCUCAUUACAUCUGUUACCAGUGUACUGAUGACCGAUGCAAUUUGUGCACAGUAUUCAUAUUUGGCACGCUCAAUAAGAGUUAUGGGUGGUAUAAAUCGUGUGCCAGGAGUGCAACGAGCACCCAAUACAACAUAUGCAGAUUGCUCUGAAUCAGCAGGGCUUCAAUCUUACAUGCUGCACAUACAGAUUCCUACCUCCAUGACUUUCUAAACAUGAAGUGGUCAUUGUUAACAGGAGUAGUCCCAUAAGACUGGAAGUUGGCGAAUGUUGUGCCCAUUUACAAGAAAGGCAAUAGGGAGGAGUCGGGCAACUAUAGGCCAGUAAGCCUUACUUCAGUAGUGGGGAAAGUGAUGGAAACCAUGUUAAAGGAUAGGAUUGUUGAACAUCUAAAACACAUGGAUUUCAAGAUCAGAGACAACAUGGAUUUACUUCAGGGAGAUCAUGCCAAACUAAUCUUAUUGAUUUUUUUGAUUGGGUAACUAAAAUUAUAGAUCAGGGUGGUGCAGUAGACAUUGCUUACCUAGAUUUCAGUAAGGCUUUUGACACUGUUGCACAUAGAAGGCUUAUCAAUAAACUGCAAUCUUUAAGUUUGGAUUCCAAUAUUGUUGAAUGGGUAAGGCAGUGGCUGAGUGACAGGCAACAGAGGGUUGUAGUUAAUGGAAUAUAUUCGAAGCUUGGACUUGUCACCAGUGGGGUACCUCAGGGAUCUGAACUUGGACCCAUUCUCUUUAAUAUUUUUAUUAGUGAUAUUGCAGAAGGUCUUGAUGGUAAGGUAUGUCUUUUUGCUGAUGAUACUAAGAUAUGUAACAGGGUUGAUGUUCCAGGAGGGAUAAGCCAAAUGACAAAUGAUUUAGGUAAACUAGAAAAAUGGUCAGAAUUGUGGCAACUGACAUUUAAUGUGGAUAAGUGCAAGGGCAGAGUACAGAAUAUGUGAUAGUCCUAACCUCAACAAUUGAGGAAAGGUAUUUAGGGGUGAUUAUUUCUGAUGACUUAAAGGUAGGCAGACAAUGUAAUAGAGCAGCAGGAAAUGCUAUCAGAAUGCUUGGUUGUAUAGGGAGAGGUAUUAGCAGUAGAAAGAGGGAAGUGCUCAUGCCAUUGUACAGAACACUGGUGAGAGCUCACUUGCAGUAUUGUACACAGUACUGGAGACCGUAUCUUCAGAAGGAUAUUGAUACCUUAGAGAGGGUUCAGAGAAGGGCUACUAAACUGGUUCAUGGAUUGCGGGAUAAAACUUACCAGGAAAGGUUAAAGGAUCUUAACAUGUAUAGCUUGGAGGAAAGACGAGACAGGGGGGAUAUGAUAGAAACAUUUAAAUAUGUAAAGGAGGAGACUAUAUUUAAAAGAAGAAAAACUACCACAACAAGAGGACAUAGUCUUAAAUUAGAGGGACAAAGGUUUAAAAAUAAUACCAGGAAGUAUCUUUACUGAGAGGGUAGUGGAUGCAUGGAAUAGCCUUCCAGCUGAAGUGGUAGAGGUUAACACAGUAAAGGAGUUUAAGCAGGCGUGGGAUAGGCAUAAGGCUAUCCUAACUAUAAGAUAAGGCUAGGGACUAAUGAAAGCAUUUAGAAAAUUGGGCAGACUAGAUGGGCCGAAUGGUUCUUAUCUGCUGUCACAUUCUAUGUUUCUAGUUGGAGUAACCCUUUAAAGAACAACAGGCCACUUCCUCUUAAUAAAGUGGCCUGCGUUAAAUGAUCCUGCCAUUUUUUUUUAAAUCAUUCAAGGUAAGAAACUGCUGUUUUUCCAGAAAAAUUGCAAUACUUUAAAGGGUUAAACACUUUUCCAGUGGCUUUUUAGUUGAUAGUCACUGCAGGCACUUCCUCUGCAACAACUAAGUAAAACUCCUUCACGUGAUGUUGCAGCCCCCAUAGAAGGCAUUGAUUCAAUGAUUUUCUAUAAGAAAGAUUGGAUGGGCACAUGGGAGGUUCGGCUUUAGAAGAAAAAAAGCCUAAUAAAUGUGCUUCUAAAGCAUAUUUGAUGAAGGAUUUAAAACAUUUUUUGAGCAGCUGGCCCUUUUUAUUUUUUUACCUUUCUUCUUCAUUAUUAUUUGGCACAGAGAGGUGGGGGUGACCUCUAGAACUUAGGACAGACACAAAAGUGUUAUGAAUACAGGUUUGUAUUUCUGAAUUUUUAGUUACUUUAAUAUUCAUUAUUUUCAUGUUGUGCCUUUUGUCAGCAGUCUUUUGAAUCUGAUGAUAGCUGAAACACCACUUAUAUUAUAAGGCAGCUAGUCAAAUCACUCAGACACAUUAGGAUCAGGGUGCAUGUGUAGCCAAGAACAGGCUGGGAUAGUAUUGUGAUAUAACAAGCUAAUUGGGAAGACCAAAGAGCUUCUUCUGAUGCAGUUUUAGCGCACCAACUGAUGCUCUUAGCCAGCGACCAGUCAAACGCUUCUGCAUUAAAGCCGAUGACUUGGAUGAAAGAGUAGGGCUAAACCAUAUGUAAACAGUUUACCCCUUAAGGACACAGCUUCAAAAUCUUGUCUUGCACUUAAGGACAGUAAUUUUCACAUCACGUUCAACUGCAAUUUGCGUUUUACUAUUUUAUUGCACCAACACACAUUAUAUACCAUUUUUAAGGUCACAAAACACAAGGAGUAAAAUAAACAUUUAAUGUGGAGCGAUUUUAGAAUCUGGUAUGUUUGUCUUGUAAGCUAAAACAAAAUUGCCUCACAAAAGAGUGUAUGUGUGUGUGUGUGUGUGUGUGUGUGUGUGUGUGUGUGUAUAUAUAUAUAUAUAUAUAUAUAUAUAUAUAUAUAUAUAUAUAUAUAUAUUAUUAGACCUCACAGGCUAUUUAAGUUUAUUUUGACACUUUUUAUGUAGCCAUUUCACUGCCAAUCUCUGUUAAAUAUUGGAGUAAAAUUUAGGGUUUUUAUUUUCGAUUUUGACACACAAACUUAUAACAAACUUACAACAAAGAACUUCUCGUGUGUAUUUUUGUAGAGUUGGUGUGUUAUUCCUGUAAACAUUUUGUGUUCAGCUAUAUCUGCUGAGUACAACGAUACCCCCAUUGUAUGUCUUUGGCACUAUUUCGUGAACCUACAAUGCCAUAUAGGAGACCUUUCCUUUUUAGUAUUUACAGUAGACUUUUGAGAGACGGAUUUAAUGAGCCUAUGUUUCAGUUUUGGGCAUUAAAGCAGUUUGACUGUUCCCCCCCAAAAAACCCACAAAAGCCUACCAUUUGUAAAAGUAGACACUCCAGGGUAUCUCAUAUGGUGCAUAUUGUGCCUUAACAUGCACCAUUUUUUUUCACCAAUAUAUGUCGACGUUUGUGGUAAAAAAUACAUCUUGGCAUUUUUUACGUAUUACAUUUUUGCUAGACAUUUUGUAUAUUUGAUAUGUGCCACUAUGAUCAAAGACCUCAAAUUAUGCUCAACUAAGUCUUCUGAGUAAAACUAUACCCCCAAUUAAUGUCUCUGACACUGUUUCUUGAAGCUACAGUGCCAUAUAGGAGACCUGUCUGUUUCUGUAUUUCCAGUAGAAUUUUGAUAGAUGGAUUUGAUGGGCCUAUGUUUCAUUUUGGGGCAUUAUAGCAGUUUGACAGUUCAAAGAAACCCCACAAAGCCGUACCAUUUGUAAAAGUAGACACCACGGGGUAUUUUAAACCUUGGCGCAGGAUAAUUUUUUGUUUGCUAGUUUGUACCAAGUCUAGUAUCAAUUAGCAUAUUUUCUGUCUUUUUGACACACACUUGGAGAUGUUACUGUAUAUUUUGCAAUCCUUGUGUGUGCUACGGCAUACACAAGGCACCUAAUAUUUUGCUCAGCUAUGUCGUCUUAGUACAACAAUACCCCCAUGUGCACUUUUUUCAGGGAUAUGUGGAUAUUGAAGGGGCACCUUGGAGACCAAGCCACAUCAGUUUUGCUUUUUUUUAAUUUUAAUUUUUUUUGUUUUUUAAACUUUGAAUUUUGACGCUGGGUCCAUGUGCAAUUUUAGAGCAUCUUAGCAGGUUGAUAAUUCAAACUACCUCACAAAGGCCUACCAUUUAUUUAAGAAAGUAUUAAUCACUGUAUUAACCUGCAUCAAACUCUGAGGCACUGUCUGUCAACUCUAUCUGCUGAUAGAAUUCAGAAUCCUCCUCGGCACUGAACUUCCUAAGCAUUUUAAACUUCUUACACAAUAACUUUAACUAAAUAAUGUUAUAAAUGAAUUUGAAUUAUUAUUUAUUUUUUCUAUUUAAUUUUUUUUUUUAAAUCUUUUCAUCCCUAACGUAAAUCUAAACUCCCCAAUUUCCCAUGAAUUACCACACACCAUAAUUAACUAAAUAAAAUUAGAAAAAUACAAAAAUUAUUGUUGUGAUCAACUUUAAAAUGGAAGAACUAAAUAAUUAUAUAUAUAUAUAUAUAUAUAUAUAUAUAUAUAUAUAUUAUAAAAUAAAAUCAGUUGCCAAUCCAAAGGCUGGGCUUAGAGGGGCAAUCAGGGCUGUAAAAGAUGGUUUCUGUCCUUAUGCCCCUCUGGUAGCACAACCUGCACCAUUUUUAGGGGUUGGUGGUAUGCGGAAACAGAAGUGACUUGUCUCAACCCUUCUGCUGCUAGGCCCGACUGAUGGUUCUCCGUGAGCUACUCAGAAAUCAGCUGAAACUGAAAAUCCAGAAAUGUGAAUUUAAUUUCAGCAUUUGCCUUUUUGUAUAGAAUAAAGGCAUUGUAUGUUUCCAUUUGCAUUAGGUAAAUGCCAAGCUUUUUGUACCAUGCCCUGGUCUUCCUCAGUAUUAAUAUGGCUGCAGCAGUUGGUCGGACAGGUCAACUCCCCCAUAUGCUUGUUGUACUGCCUAAUGCAGACUGGCACCCAUCUAGUUUCUUGUCUGCCGCGAACUGCGACUCUUUGAGUGUGCUCAGUAUGCAUGGAUGUUAGCAUGAACACCUCCUUUUUAUCUUUAAAUUUGAGAGCCAGCAUUUCGUCCUGGCAGAGAGCAGCCAUUUUCCCCCCUCUUGAGCUUUUUUUGUGCCAGGGCUUUUGGAAAACCGACACAUGUUUUUCGCAUAGUGCCGCAGGCCACAGUUUCAAAGCAAUAAAGCAUCCUAAAAGGGAUGCUGUUUUAGUAGUUAUCUAUAUAUAAAUGAUACCCCUUGUUUAGCAAUGUGAUAAUUAGAUCCCAUACAAUUUUCCCACUUGUCCCAAUGAUAUCCGGGCACCCUGGGGUAUCCAAGUGGCUGUCUUUACCUUUGUAAACACGGAAGGUGUAAACAUAGCCACUGGCACUUUCGCAAGAUUAUAUAACUUUUUAUCCCAUACCGGGAUAUUUUGACAGGGAUAUAUUGCUUAAACCCCCGUCUGCCCUUGUAUUUCAUCAAAGACUCCUCUACACAAAUAUAUUUUUUGUGGAGUGUAAAUUGAGCCAAAUUGUCUGUUGAAGUGGGACAUUAGGGGGCGAAUCUUAUAGUGAUUAUUGUACUGAGGAUUAUCUCUUGGGGGGGCCCUUUGAAUUGUCGCUGAAGUGUAAAAAGCAAAGUAUCACUUCGUAUCUGGACCUAUUCAUGGUCUGGGAGUAAAUAGGGGUGCUGCAUACAGGAUUUUUGGACUAGUACAUCCUAAUGCCGGGCUUUUUAAUAAUGCCCAUUAGCAAAGUUGGUGCCCAAAUUUUUUUUUCAAUUCUGGCACACUGAUGGGGUACCAACUCCCUUUCAUGGUGAUGAGACUCUGAUCAUUAAGUAUCAGGUACUGCGCAGCAUAUAUGUUGGUCUCGGUGACGAUAUCCCCUAAAAUAUCACCCCCAAAGUAUAGCUGCAUGAAAUCCAGUGCACUGUAAUUAGCCAAGUACAACUGAAUUCCAUGAUUACGAUUAAACUCUGGGAUGUCAGGCGUAAAAUCAUUAGGGGGUUCCCAUUCACCAGCGCCAUGAGCCAUGUCAGGGGACUCUGUGCUUACAACAGAGGGCCUUUCAGUAUCUGGCAAAGAGUCGUCACCACUCUCAGAGGUGUUUGUGGCGUCAGUCAGCUGCUAAAUAUCAUAGGCCUCCUCAGCACCUUCUAGACAUUGUGAAGCUGUAAAUUGAAUAUUUUUAAAAAAAGUUUCCAAACUUUUAGUCCCUAACUAGCCUAACACUCAAUUUCCCACUAAAGUCCACCCACUCCAGCUAACUAAAGAAUCAACAUCAAAUUAAUAAAAUAACAAAUUAAAUAAAAUUAACCCCUAAGGGUAAAAAAAAAAUAUCUAAAUUAACUCUUGAGGGUAAAAAUAAAUAAAUUAGAUCCGUUAAAUACUGUGAUCAGUAUAGUGAUCACUGCAGGCAGUGAUCAGAAGGGCAAGGGAAGGGUUAAAACUAUUUUAAAAGUAAUAAAAUUAAAAAUUAUAAUACAGCUACAGUUUAAACUAAAAUGGCACACAAUGUUGCAGCACUGAUCCAUCUUGUCUCUCUCCACUUCUCUAGAGACACACAGGUGGAGGGAGGAGGAUCAGAAAUCCCAGCAGCACUGUGAUCGUUGUGACUGGCUGUCACAUGUGCUGGGACAGUGCUAUUGGCUGUUGCUGGUCUGACUGUAACACCGAGGCACCCAGCAACAGCGUUAACGCGGAGAUCUGGCGUUAACGUUGGUAAAUGAUGGAAGUUUUCCGUCAAGGGUCCUUAACGCAAGGACAAGCUUGAUGGAAAAUUUCUGUCUCUGGUCGGGAAAGCAUUAAAGAGACAUUAAGUGUGAUAUUAUUUUCACAAACCAUGGUCUCUAUAUUCAAAUUGCUAGUAGUGCUUUGUCUCUUCUUUUUUCCCCCAUAUAAUGUUAUUGAUUAAUACUAAUUUAUACUGGGCAUGAAUUGUCAUUAUCAUAGCAGAAUAAACACUGUUAUUGCCCUUUUCUUUUGUAUGUUUGUGGUAGGAAGAGUUAAACCUUAUCUCAUUCCUAUUUUUCUGGGGAAUGUUUCAAAUCUUUAGGAUUUUAUGGGCAGAUAACCUAUGUGUAACUUUUCUUGUUCAUGCUAAGCAUUGUGCCGACAGGGACAUGCUGACGUUGAGUUGUUUGACAUAGAAUAAAGUCAAUAAUAAUGACAUGAUUCAUGCUCUGCGUCUUCUCAUUACACAAGCGGGUAACUUCUUGAGUGACAUUUGUUUUAAUCAAUAUUACAAAUGGACAUAUCAAUAGGCUAAAUAUACAGUACUUCUUUUCAACUCAAAGGAAUACACAGCUGUUACUAGAUACUGCAUUGUUUACAUUGCAGGGUAAAAUAAACCUCUGAUGGUGGUCAUCCUGGCAGGCACUAGAUGUGCUUUCUCCUUCGUCUUGGAAUUCUAUGCUUUUCAUAGGGGCAGUGCCUAGUUUCAAUGUGUUGCUUCUUCAAGAAGCAAUGAACUGAAGGAGAUUGCAGGUUAUGCCAGCUUGGAUGCUGAAAGAACCAAAUGGGAAAGCUGGAGGCUGCAGUGGAGGAGUCCCGACACAAGAAAUGAGGAGAGUAAACUUUUUUGUGACUCUUGUUUUUUGUGGUUGUUGGGUUUUUUUAAGUAGAGUUCAGCACAAAAUACAUUAACAAGUGAGCAAGAGAAGUUAAGGUAUAACAAAGCAUUAGUCAAUAAAGAAUUAUGACCUUGUUUGAGAGAGGUAAUUAAACAAUAUCAUGGCAUGUAAUAAUGACUCAAUUGGUAAGUAUAAUGAACAUGCUUAGACAAAAUACUUUAAUAGAGAGAGAUUUGUGAGUAACUAUGAAAGUAGGCAAAGCUAAUUGACAGUAUGAUCAAUUCAAGUAAUAGGAAAAAACAUGCCAGAUUUGCAAGAGGAGAAAGGUAAAACCACAGAAACCUCCCUCAUCAUAAAAUGGCACUACACAUAGUAAAAAUAAAAUAAGAAGCAAUGCAUUGGUAACAAAGGGCAUAUAAUUGGCAUAAGGCGAGCAGGCUAAACACUCAAGGUGGUAAGUUCAGUGUCACCCUAUGCCCAUGGUUGGAAGUGCCAGAUGGUCACUGUAAAAUGUGAGGUAGGGCCAAACUCCAGUCCCAGAGCGCAGUAGUGGCCGGCAUCUCUGAGCCACGGGCUCGAGCACUCAGUGACCUUUUCUGACUGGAGAGGGCCGAAGUACCUAGUGGUCUAUCGCCGCUGGUGGCUGAUGCACUGACAGGUACUCGAGGUCGCAGACACGUCUGAGAAGGGUCAGAAGACCACUGGUCCACAGUAUCAGCUGUUUUACAGAGUAUAUAGUAGGUUAGUUUAGGAGCCUGUUAUUCAUGCUCCUAAUCUAUUGUCCUGAAAUAAUGAUGGUUAUUUCCAGUUUGGAAAAGUGAGCACCUGGGCAAAGAGGAGAAAUAAAAAAUUUUUGUGUAAUUUUUCCUCUAUUCUGUUUGCGCUCUCUAUGCGGACUAGAAGGUGCAGAAGGCAGAGCUUUAUGACAAGAAGCUAACCUGGAGGUGUCCAAAAUGUGCCUUGCAAUAAGUGGUUACUUAGAAUGCUGGGAAAAGUGGAUAAUAAAAACACUUGUAUGUUGUAUGAGACAUUUGCUUCCACAUUGGACAGAUGACUUAUAGUCCUGAUAUCUUUUUAGGUUUUGGAGAAGAUGCGCCCUAUUGACCAGAAACUAAAAUACCAAAUAGAUAAAUUGGUAAGAGCGGCUGUGACCGGGAGCCUUGGGGAGAAUGAUCCUCUACGUUUCAAACCCAAUCCCCAGAAUCUCAUGAGUAAGGUAAGUGUGGGAAAUACUCGAAUUGGAUGCUAGAGUGAGUUGUUCUGUGAAUACAUGUAUCUACUGAAAUAUAAAACAUCAUGUUUACCGUUAAAGAAAACCAAUAUUGCACAUUAUGUAGACCAGGGCUUAAAAUGUGAAUUCCUCUGUUUCUAGCCAGGCCAUAAGUUACUCAUCAAUGCAAGCCAUAACAUUCCCAGCAUAGGUGAAUUGCCAAUGGCUAGUGGAAAUUUGAGCCUUGAUAUAUAGUGUUUGGCAUUGUUCAAGUAUGGAUGACUUAUGCUUAUGUAACAUCUAUUAAGUGCUAAUGUAUUUAUUUUUUAAGGAAACUGUACAAUAAGCAUACAUAUAUUAAAGUAUCAUAUUAUGCAGUGUGUUUACAGUUUCAAUAACUGCUCCCUGUUCUCUGCAGCUUGAAGAGUUUGAUGGAGAGUCAGAUGGAGAAGGAGAAGCAAGCGGUGGAACUGCUAAGAAAUCUCAGAGCAAAGGCAGAAAAUACAUCCCCCCUCGGCUGGCACCUGUGCACUAUGGUAUGUACUAAAACCACUGGGCGAUAUUAAAGGGACACUCCAAAAAAAAAUAAAAAAAAAAAUAUAUAAAUAUAUAUAUAUAUUUAUAUUUAUAUUUAUAAUUUAUAAUUUAUUUUAGAGAGAGAGAAUAUAUUUUCAAUCUAUCCCAAUUAAACCAUGCAUGUGUUUUUUAUUGGCAGUAUAUAAAAAGGGCUUCUAACCCCACCCAGAUUUUCUUUGGCUGUCCAAUCACAGACCUUCCAAUGCAGCUCAAUGAGAUAUCUUUGCAAAUCAGGUGCUCUGAGCAAUUGGUGCCUCUUGAGUUUAGCUCAACUGAGCUAAGCAACCAAAAAGUCAGGGGGGUGUAACUAGGUUAAAUUAUAAAAUCUUAACUUUUUGUAAAAUGUAAAGAGUGCACACUCUUUACACAUAACAUAUUUUGGUAAGCUAAACUGCUUUAGGGGUCCAGAAUGUUCUUUUUUAAGGGACAUUAUAGUCACCAGAACAACUACAGUUUAAUGUAAGAGUAAAAGAAUUGUAGUUUUAGACAGAACUUCACUUAAUCUGUCUAACAAUACUUUUUAUACAUCCAAGGGAAAUUCCUAAUAGAUGGAUACAAACAGCAAGGCAAUUAAGGCAUGGUUUUUAGUACUCCAAUUCCUUGUAGCCACUUUGUCCAGAUAGGAAAUUACAAUAACAGUUGAAUCAUGGAAACUAAAGAACUAUAAACUUGCCAUAACACCAUCAACCUAUAUCAGCUGCAGGACAGCAUGUAUAUAGCUCCAUCAGUCUCCCAGUUCAGCUCAAUAAAGAGUCCUUUUAAGAUCACUUCAUACUGGUUUAUGUGUAAUAUUUCAGUAAAUCUAUUUCCAAGUUUCAGACUGUUACCAACGCCAGUCUAAUUGAUUGAGGAAGAGGCUUUGUGCGCAUGCUUGUUUGAGAGCAGCAAAAGGGCUGGAUUCUUUAUAAAGACCGUUAGAAGCUUACUCUUUGUGAGACAGACACUUGUUUCACUGUGUUUACAGUAACUAGAAGGUGAAUGUGCAAUUGCACUAACAAGUUGUCAUUCACUCCCAUUGCCAGAACAAGCAGAGUUAUGUGCGGGUGAUUUUAUUUCUGAUUCGGUUCAAAAUGCGAAUAUCUAGUGGUAAUUGUGGCUCAAAACACAUUCUUUGAUGAAUCCCUACAUGAAAACGUUACAGGAUGUAAGAGUGUGGCUCCACGUCUUGGGGUCCUGUGUGACCUAUCCAACACUGAAGCAGUGUGUCAUUUAAAAACAGUCGUACCAGCAGGUGCCAAUGUGGCGUUGCUCCAUCUUGCUGGAAAAUGACUUACCUCUUAGAUGAAAUGUUGCUUCAUCACUAAAAAUCAAACGCGGUAAGAAGCCCCAUGGUCUGUAACACUAAAUGAUUUCCUUCGUCACCUGCAUGCAGAGCCUGUUCCAGUUGCAACUGGUAUGGCAUCAUGAUUAAACAUCGCCUUAACACACGCCAGAUAGCCUUAUGAGAGAUCACAAGUUCUCAGCUAGCACGACUAGUGGAGUUUUGUGGGCUACGCUGAAAACUCUCUUGAAUUCUUCAAACAAUUUCCUCUUAAGUGCGUGGUCGCCCUGUGCUCUUUCCCUUACAUAAAACAGCAUGUUUCCUCAAAUUAUCGGUUUUAAUGAUAAAUAUUCUUUGGCACUGGCGGAUUAAUGCCAAAACGCACGUUGCACCGCAAUUAAGGAUUCAGUCAGUAUUGAUUCUUGCAUAAAGGCAUUGAAUUCAUUGCUUUCAUGUGAUGUUCAAUGUCCUCAUGGAUAGUUUCACUGGGUUUCAGCGCAUGAAUGCCUCUAAUGGCUUUCAGGAAUGUUUUCUGUUUUACAUUAUAGGGUUAAAGUUACAGGGCCACUGUACAUAGACCACUUUAUUGUAGUAAUUCUGGUGCUUUGCGUAUCUUUAACCUUUUCAGUGUCACCUGUUCUGUGAGAGAGGAUCAGGCAACUAUUGUGUUAUUAGUGCAAUUAGUACUAUAAAAAAAAAUUAAUUUAUGGUAAGUGAAAUUUUGUAUUUUGAACAGUUGAAUAGACACAAAAUGUAAUCAAUAUUUUUUAUUUAAAUAACUGUGCAAGUCACAAUAGUAUUUUUAGAUUGGUUACAUAUGCACUAAAGGAACACUAUACCAACAUUUCUUCUUCCCAGAUGAUACAGAGGCAGAGAAGGAACGUAGACUUCUAGAGCGUGCAAAGAAACGAGCUUUAAGCAGCUCUGUUAUUCGGGAAUUGAAGGAACAGUAUACUGAUGCUCCAGAAGAGAUACGAGAAGGGAAAGCAUAUCAUAUGAUGCGGCAUGAGAGAGAGGAGCAACACAGGUAAAAAAAAUUAAAAUAAUAAAUAAUAAAGGGGCAACUUCUACAGAAUCCUGAUGCAACUCCUGUGUUUUUCUCCACACAGAACCCGAUAUGAGGAGUCCAUGAUGGUGCGUUUAAAUAUGACGCGUCAAGAAAAGGCACGCAAAAAGAAAGUGCUCUCGAUGACAUCACAGCUUGGUUCUCUUACUCACUUCACAGACAUUAGUGCCCUAACUGGGGGGGAAGGGAGAAAUGAGGUAAGUAGGAUUGUUUAAAAAGAUUGGUUGUACUAGGAAAGAUGAUGGGUCGCAGAGGCUGAAUUUGCAAAGUACAGUAUUUGAUGUAAUGGCAGAGUGAUAAGUUAACAACUGUCAAUAGUGUAAUGAAUGGUGUGAUUUAUCAAACAUUUACAAGCAUUAAACUUUGAUUUCCUUUUUAGGACAUGUUACCUUCUGCUAAGAAAUCAAAGAGAAGUUCCAAAAAAGGAAAAAAGAAGAGAAGUAUGUUUGUUUUUUUUUAAUAGUUUUACUAGAUUGUCUUUUUAUUCUCAUUUCUCUGCUGUAGUCUUAUUACACAGGUUUCAGUAAUCUCACUUAUCUAUUUUUCACCAGGUUUCAGGAAGCGAUAA